AAGUCUCAGAGCAUCAUGAAGUGGUUGGUCCUGGCAUUCGUUUGUUUCCAUCUGUCAGAGGGGCUGGAAAGAAUUAUUCUAAAGAAAGGAAAGUCAGUUCGGGAGAACAUGAAGGAAAAAGGAGUGCUGGAAAAAUAUCUAACAAAACACCGUAUCGAUCCUGCAUUGAAAUACCACAGGAAUGAAUACACCGUUGCUCAGGAACCAAUAACCAACUUGUUGAAUACAUACUACUUUGGAGAGAUCAGUAUUGGGACUCCACCACAGAACUUCCGUGUUCUCAUGGACACUGGAUCUGCCAACCUCUGGGUACCCUCUGUGCAGUGUAAUACUUAUGCCUGUGGCAAUCAUAACAAGUUCGAUCCAAGUGCAUCCUCUACCUUUGUCAACAACGGACAAACCGAUACCCUGUACUAUGGGAGCGGUAGCUUGACCAUUGAGCUAGCCUAUGAUACUGUGCAGAUCCAGAAUAUUGUGGUUUACAACCAAGAAUUUGGCCUAGGUGUGAGUGAGCCUACUGAUCCCUUCUAUUAUGCCAGUUUUGAUGGGAUCAUGGGGCUUUCCUAUCCUUCCAGUGCAGUAGGCCAUGUAGGGGGUGCCACUGUUCUGCAGCAGAUGCUGAGCCAAAACCAGCUUUCUGAACCCAUCUUCAGCUUCUAUUUCUCACGAAACCCAACUGUUCAGUAUGGAGGAGAAUUGAUCCUUGGAGGUAUUAAUGAUCAGCUGUUCUCUGGUCAGCUUACCUGGACACCCGUCACCCGUGAAGCUUACUGGCAAAUUGGCUUUCAGGAGUUUCUAAUUGGUAACCAGGUUACUGGCUGGUGCAGCUCAGGCUGCCAGGCUGUCGUGGACACUGGGACGUCUACGCUGGCUAUCCCACAGCAGUAUAUUGGGAGUUUUGUGCAGUACGUAGGAGCUCAGCAGGACAACAAUGGAGAUUAUUUUGUGAACUGCAAUAACGUCCAGAAUUUGCCUACCAUCACCUUUACCAUUAAUGGAGCUCAGUUCCCACUGCCUCCUUCUGCCUAUGUCAGCAAUGACAAUGGCUACUGCACCCUUCAGAUUGAGGCCACAUACCUGCCUUCCCCAUCUGGGGAGCCUAUGUGGACCUUUGGUGAUGUCUUCCUCAAGGAGUAUUAUUCUGCCUACGAUAUAGGAAACAACAUGAUGGGCUUUGCACCAUCAGUCUAGAGAGACCAAAAGUCCAAGCCUGUUGAGAAGAAAAAUACUACUGUUCCCUUGGACACUUCGUAGAGGGUCCUAAAUUGUUUGUAAAUGAAAUGGUGUAUCCUCAACUUUCUGUAAUGCACCUGCCUUACCCUGGGUAUAAUCAAAUCUUUUGAAAUCCACUGCUGAAGAGCAAUAAACUCUGGUAUGCCAAA
This is a messenger RNA of Varanus komodoensis (Komodo dragon), 1382 nucleotides long. RefSeq names its product pepsin B-like. NCBI's taxonomy places the organism in Eukaryota, Metazoa, Chordata, Lepidosauria, Squamata, Varanidae. The record is from RefSeq and is a predicted model, not a curated record. The coding region runs from base 16 to 1191 and encodes 391 amino acids. The transcript has 9 exons. Gene Ontology annotation, biological process: proteolysis. Gene Ontology annotation, molecular function: aspartic-type endopeptidase activity.